UAUGGCUCAGGCUUGUCUCUAGGCGGCCACUGAUAGGCCAGCGGCCGGCCGCACGUGGCAACCUCCGUACGGUGGGUGGUCUCUGGUGCGAGAGUUGGUCCCCAGCUUCGUGGGGUCCGUGGGCUCUGCGGCGGGCGCAUCACGUGGUCGGGCCCUAUUUCCGGUGCGAGGACCGUUUCUGACCUCGAGUGACCCUAACCGUUUUACCCCCGCUGCUCGGGAGACGGCUCGCCACUAGCCGGUUCCCGCGCUCUCAGGAGGCCGGUUUGGCUGCUCUAGCGCCAGAAAAGGUCUGUGCUGUGACCCUUUUUCUUCCUCGUGGAUGCGCUAGAAGCAGUUGAGGAGUGACUUGGCUUAAUGGCUCCCCCUCGGGAGCCGGGUGGCGGGGAAGGAGGAUUUUCCCGAGGGAAGAGAAAAUAGUUACUUCCCGGGCAAAGCGAGUGUACGCCGCAGUUUCAGCAGCGCUGCGGCUGGAGUGGUUCGGUUCGGUUCCGGGUGGUUUGGGAUGGUUCCGCUGGUUCGGGGUGGUUGCACUUGGUUCCGGGUGGUUCCCCCUGUCCCUCCUGGGCCAGCGCGUUGGCGCUUCUGAGAAUUGGCCGCUUGUUGGCGGCUUGGUGCUGACUUUGUGGUAACAGGUGAUCGUUUUUCCAUCCUCUCUCUUUCUUGGCAGGUGUGGGGGGAGGUUGUGGGGGGCGGAAGACGAUCAGACUUUAUAUAGACUUUUGAGUGUAAAGAAUCUAUUAACUGGAGAGUUGGUUCGUUAUAACGUGUUUUGUGAUGCAACCGUUGAUUCUGAGGCUUUGAUUGUAACUGCGAUUGAUCAAAGACAGCUUCAGCGCAAAGAUGUGGCUUGAGCGGGGUCCUUUGACAGCUCGCUCUGUCGGGGACUGCCUCUCUGCCUCGGCCUGGCUCUCCCGGAGGUCGGGCUGCUCCAGUUUGAACCUGCUUUAAUGUUUACGAAUCGUGAUUUUACAAGCAGCUUUUCUGCACGGAGUUUUAGAAAGCUGGGCCAUGGAAUCGAGUGUGGCCGGCUUUAUCCCCCGUCUGGCAGACUCUGUGCUCUCUCAAGUUUGCUGCGGACAGAAGGGCUACUUUUGAGUCCUGACGGGAUUUUUAGAAAGUAAUCAAUGUCUUGACACAGUUUAUUGGGGGGAAAAAAAAAUCUAGAGUGGGCUUGCUGUUGUAAUCUGCCCUAUUUGCUGAGAAUUUUGGGGUGAAACGCUGUUUUCAUCUGUCGUCAUUGUGAUACGCGGAUGGCAAGUGAAUGCCUUGCACCUUGGGAGGCAGAAGCCUCAGGUGACUUGAAAAAUGACUUUGAUGUGUCUUAAAUGUGUCUUUCUAAAAACCCGAUGUUUAGAUUACCUAUCGUAAAAUGUAAAUGAGCUUCCUAUUAAGUAAACUUAUUUAGCAGGAUUUUGAAUUUAACCACUGACAUUAAUUUUAAAUAAUCUAGUCAUAGUUGGGCUCUAGGAAAAUUGUUGCAGAAACUUAACGUGUGGGGAGAAGUGAAGGGGAACUGAAACUUAGGCUUUGCCUGCUAUAAACCAAACAUGAUGCCUAGUGCUUAACUGUCAUUGGGUCCCACACAACCCUGUCAGGUAGCCGUUACUCCAACUUUAUAGGUUAAAAAGUUGAGGCGCAGAGGGGUUAAAUCCCUAAGACAAAAUAAAAAGUUUUGCAGUUCCGAUUCUGACUAUUUAUUAAAGCCUGUUUCUUUGCACAUGCCCCACUGCUUUAAAUUCGUUUGGGGGAAAUGGUUGCUCUCUCUGCAGUGUAAGGGUACAGUGUGAAGGAGAACUGUGUUGUGAUGCUGAGGAUUUGUUGUCAAGGCGUUCAAUAACAGAUGGAUUCAGUGGGAGGAUGUUGUGAAUACCUACAGAGCAGUAGCCAGCGGUGGGGGCUCUGUGAAAUAAAUCAUGGCCUAUUUGCAAGAUAGGAAACAUAAGAAGUGACUACGGUAUAUCUACAGUUAUUGAUUUGGAAAGACUUCUUUUACAUUUACUUUUGUCUCUUUUUGAGCUUUAGAUCAAUUGAAUCACACACUGUAUUCUUUUCUGUGUGUUGAGCUUUUGCCCCACGUUUUGGUUGUGAGAUUCAUCCUGGUUGGGUGUAGCAAGAGUUGGUUUAUUCUCAUUGCCGUGUAGUCUUCCUUUGUAUGAAAACACCAUGGCUUAAGUAUUCAUAACUUGUAUUAGUCUUAUCAUCAGAAAAAAUAGUCUAAAAAAGUAAAACUUAAGUUACAGCUCAAAUCGGAGGUACUUAAUAACUUGAAGUUAUCCCACAAUAUUAGACUACAUUUAUCUAAUUUGAGAGUUAGAUUUGCUUCCAGCAUUUACUCUGUAGCCUUUAUCUUGUGAGGCAUUCACUUCACAAUUUCCAACCGUUUGAUCUCGAUUCGUAUCCCUACGGGUGAGCAAUAAAGCCCUUUCUAUUCUGAGUCACUAAUGGAAGAAUUGUUGUUUUGUUGCUCUCUAAAAAUUCAGCCAGGACUCCAGUUCAACUUGAGUUGGCAUUUUAAGAACAUGCCCAUAUUAAGUUUAAUAAGGCAGUAAGUGUGUAAAGUAACUCUUUUAUGCAUUGCUUUUCAGGAAUAAAAGUUUAACCAGUCCUAGGUGAUCAAGCAAGUUUCACAAAUAACCCCCCCCCAGCAAGUUUAAAAAUAAUUAGGCCCAACUCAGAGGAAGCGGAGUUACUCCUGUUGCACACAAAAGAUGUCUAGUGGCUCCAGUGAAGUCGACGUGGUUUGUAUUUCAAAUUGAAAGUCUUUGUUCUUUUCAUUGUGUUCUGUUUCUUUCCUAAAUCGAAUUUAAUUUCAUACAGUGAAAUGCAGAGGUUGUAAAUGUACAGUUCAUGAGUUUUAGACAUUAAUAUAUACAGCUGCUAUGAACAAUGUGUACAAGUUUUUAAGUUUUACCCUGCCAAGAGUCAUUUUUUUCCUCUGACUCUUUUCACAUGAUGAUGUGAAAGCACUUUGAAAAGCCUAAGGCACUAUACAAAGGUAAGAUGGUAUAUUUUUCUAAGUACUAAUUAUAGCCCGGUUCCACAUUAUUUUAUGUCUCGACAUAUAUACUUCUCAGUGUGUUUUAAAUUACUCCUAUAGUUCAUAAUCCAUUUUUAGACUAAAGAGUUAUUAAGUGAAAUGUAAUGGCUUUUCUACUGUCUUAUUUAUUUAUGCAUUGUCUUAUUCCCCCAAAAACGUUUUCCGGUGAUUUAGAGAUGAAUUUAUCAGGAAGAAUAGGUGCUUAGGUGUCUCCCAUUUUGUCCACAGAGUGGCACUGUUGGAUUCUUUAAAAACCAAGACCCAUGGACAGGGUUCUUUGUAGUAGAAAUCCUUGCUUUUAUAGCAGUUUGGGGAACAAAUUCCUGGAAGAGCAGUCUUCCUACCCCGAGGUACACAAGAGGAAGAUGAUGUCUUACGUGUAGUUAGGUCAGCGAGACAACAGUUUUGCAAGUACAUCUUUUCCCGAAGGCAUAGUAUUUACAGUGGACAAAGGUCUGAUAUCACGAAUUGGCUUUUGGCACUUCUUGAACGUAAAAGUCAAGUCCUCAAUUUUUCUUUAAGUUCUGUCAUCUUUCCUUUUAAUUUGUUAAUAAAUCUUCCUUAGAUAAGAACACGAAUCCCUGCUUGUGAUGAUGAUAACACUGUUCUUUAUGCAUAUGAACCAAAUACUGCAAAUACCAAUAAUCAGGAAAGUGUUGUGUCUGACACAGCCUACAAUGAAGAGCAACAAAAAACAGUUCUGGACGUCCUUACUCACUGCCAGGCCAUCCAAGAUGCCAUUCAAAACCUGGAUAAGAAGUUUGAUGUUAUUCACGGAAAGGUUUCAAAAAUCCAUCGUCUUCGUAUGAAGUCAUUGUGGCAAAAUCGUAUGAUUUAUAGUGGGUUUGUGUCAUUUCAGAAGCUACUUGGAUAUGCAUAUAAAACUUACCUGCUUUCUAGAAAGAGCAAAGUGCACAGAGUUAGGAGAAGGGAGUCUCCCGCUGUAUUCUCCUACCCUGAAAGUUAUAGCCCAACUACGCCAGUAGCCAGACGAGAAAAUGAUUCCGAGAGCUACCCUAUGGGAACACCUUGUCCCUCCGAGAGUUCCCCGGAACGAGAGCAGGAGUCAUUCUUCCACGACCAGGAGCCAGGCUACAGCCAGAGCCCACCACUGCCCUCCUUCUACCCUACGGAUUCCUACCAGUCCUACUACACACCCGAUGAUCCAAUGCAGGACUCCUCUUCCAUGCCUUGCUACGGCAGCCCGGGGGCCCGCAGCUCCUGCAGUGUCUUCUCAGCCACCCAAGCAAAUGCAGCAGUACCUGGCACCAUGCUGGCCCAGGGGGAACCCAGUCCAGCACAUAACCCUGAGAUGAUGGGCUACCCAGCUUUACGGGAAGAUAACCUCAGUCAGAAUGCCGCCUCUCUCUGUGUCCCGGGCAGCUACGAUCCAAGUUCACCAGUUGGAAAUGACACAGAUGUUCUGAAACAAACCUACUCCAGUGAGCCUUCAACCUGGUCUGUGGAUGAAGUGAUUGUGUUCCUGCAAAGUGUAGAUCCUCAGCUAUCAGACCCCCUCACCGACCUCUUCAGGCAACAUGACAUUGAUGGGAAGGCUCUGCUACUCCUCAAGAGUGACAUGAUGAUUAAGUACAUGGGGCUGAAACUGGGGACAGCCGUGAAGUUGUGCCACUACAUUGAAAGGCUUAAAGAAAAAUACUUCAACAAUUGAAAAACUGUUUAUAAAUUAGAUUAGACUUAAUUCUGGGGAGACCAUUGCUCCCCAGAAAAAUUGUCAGUUUUCUGCCCUUAGAUGUUUUUCUUACGUAAGAGAUUGCUCUAAAUAUGUAUCCAGAGUCGCAGAACCAUGUUACAGUCCAGCCCGCUUCUUUAGAAGCCACUUCACAUGUUAGUGCUAGCAUUUUCACGCUGCUUGUUUGUUCUUUAUACCUUCAUUCUUUUCAUUGUAUAGUUUACAGAUAUACUUCGUGCAGGAAACAGAAACACCUUUGAUUGUGGUUAACUAAUGGUUGUCUGUACAACUACAACAGCCAAAUCCCAAAGAGGAAGGUCUCAGAGACUGACAGGCUCUCUAAUGAAAUGCACGAGGUGUUUUCCUCAGAAGCGUCUUAAAAGAUGCAACUAUCGACAUCAUCUCUUUCUCAAAUACUUUGUCACUGCAGUGUUCUGUUCUUGUUCUACCCGUUUCCAGAAAGGGAUAGCCAUAUAAAUUAUUUUCCUUUUGUUAUCAUUUCUCUAUGUUUUAUCUGGUCCUAUUUAAAGGGGGGAACAAGCAACCUUAUAAGCUUUCAUGAAGUGUUCUUAUCAACUUUUUACAAUAAGGUAGAUAGACAGCAGAGUUGUUUUAUGUAAGAGGUAUUACACUACAGGUGGCUUGGAUGGAGUCUGAUUUUAUUGUUUCCAGUUAAAUACCUGUGUUUUAAAACUCCCAUAUUGUGCCUAAGCUUGCUUUUUUAACUAGGCAGGCAUUCACUUCUCGCUCUCACUGAAGAUGCCUAGGUUCUAAUUUUUAAAAGAUACAUGUUUUAUUCUUCAUGUGGAUACUGGUUCAUAUUUAUAUUUUAUUCUCUAUCUGAAGUAUUCACACAAGUCUUUUCUUUUUGAAUUGAAAACGGCACUUUACACUUGCACAGAGGUAAAGAUGAACUCCCUACAUAGUGAGAUGCCUUUAUUCUGUAAAACAUGUGCACACCCUUUGCUGCCAUUGGUCCCUCUCGGCUUACUCUUCAGUUUCCAUACAGGGAAGUUCUCAGUCUUGUGCAGUGUUCCUCGUUAAUUUGCUUUCUGAGCCGUUUAUCCUACUAAACUUUCCAAGAUACCUUAGCUCUGAUUUGUCAUGCUGACCUUUAUUUUACAUAGUAGAACUUUCUAGUGAAACAUGCUCAUCGUUGUUAUUUUGUUAUUUAUUACAUCUUUAAUUGUAUAAUAUUUGAGGUAAUGUUUAUAAGCUAUAACAAUUGGUGCUCAUUUUAAUUGGUGCUAAUAAGAUGUUCACCAGGGCAAGAGUAUUUAUUUUCUUUCAAGGAAACCACGUGUACUUUAUAAGCAAAUGCAACCAUUUAUUGGGCAUAUAUGAUUUAAAGGAUGUUUUUUUUUUUCUGUUAUUCCUUUUGUGAUAAACAAGAUCCUAGUUAAACUUGGUCUUUGAGAUUGUGUAAAGAUGCUGUGCCCAUUUGAACAGUCCUCAGGUGUUUGUAUAAAUACUAUGUUAUUUUUAUAGUUU
Molecule: messenger RNA, 6224 nt
Organism: Phacochoerus africanus (Common warthog)
Lineage: Eukaryota; Metazoa; Chordata; Mammalia; Artiodactyla; Suidae
Gene: SCML1
Product: Scm polycomb group protein like 1
Exons: 6
Coding region: 3846-4712 (288 amino acids)
Molecular function (GO): protein binding
Source: RefSeq, a predicted model, not a curated record